Molecule: messenger RNA, 4247 nt
Organism: Fusarium odoratissimum NRRL 54006
Lineage: Eukaryota; Fungi; Ascomycota; Sordariomycetes; Hypocreales; Nectriaceae
Exons: 1
Coding region: 781-4161 (1126 amino acids)
Source: RefSeq, a predicted model, not a curated record
GGAUCUUGGAUCUGCGCCUUGACUCUACGCUUUGGCAUUGCGUUUUUCCUAGUACGGUAGACGAGCCUCUAUCCUGGUCGUGAUUCUCGGCCGUUUUUUGCCUUAUGCGUUAGCUGAAGAUGCUGGUCAAUGAUGUUCAUAACAGAUCGAGACGAGCAAUAGCCGAGGACCACGAGUGACAUCAAGCCGAUGAGUCGAUUCAAUACGCACCGAGACCAGAGAAACAACAUGUGAUAUGCAAUCUCGUUAUCAUGCAUACAAUUUCAACACUGCAGUAGUGUCUUCCUCACAUCCAUCUCAACUGACUCGAACCCCUGCCGGCUAAAUUUGGAAGAAACAAACAAACGUCAAAGCCCUUCACCGUCACCACCAACCUACGGUAGAACCUCAUGAAACGUCUGAGCGGCGAUCGGAUUGACACUAGGUCAUGGCUCAAACCGCUGGACCCGAGUUGACCGAGAGCUCUGUCGUGCUGACCAGCAUCAACCACCAAGUUCCUGUCACACAUGACUCUUGACAUGAGAGCUCAACUCAGCUUAAAAGAAAGCUCAUCGCCGGCUUCAAUGUCUUGUUUCUUUUCCAGCAUCAACAGUCGUUCUAUCUGCUUUUUUCCUAUUAUCUCUCUUUUCUCUUUUAUUUCCUUAUUACUUUCGUUUCUGAGUUUCUCUUAGUCACUCGCUACUAUUAUCAACCACUCUCGCUUUACAAGCUCAACAAACUACAACAACUACUACAAAUCUUUAUUUUUUAUUAUCAUCAUUCCAACACUCGUUUAACGCCAUGCGUUUCUCUGCUGGACUCAUCCCUGCCUUGGGAGCUCUUGCUUCGCUGGGCGAAGCAACUCCUACUUUCCUCGGUGGUGGAGCAUUAGGCUCUGCUGGCGGCGAGAUCUCAGGUGGUGCUGAUGCCCAUCUCGGAGCUGGAGCCGGCGGUAGUGCUGGUGCUGGUGCUGGUGCUGGUGCUGGUGCAGGAGCCGGUGCUGGAGGUCACCUCGGCGGUAGCCUCAGCGGUGGAGCUUCCGGUCAUAUCGGAGGUGAGGCCGGAGCUGGAGCUGGUGCUGGUGCCGGCGGAAAGGUCGGUGCUGGCGCUGGUGGCAAGGUUGGUGGUGAAAUCGGUGGUGAGAUUGGCGGUAAGAUUGGAGGAGGUGCCGGUGCUGGUGCCGGUGCAGGAGCUGGUGCUGGUGCUGGCGGAAGCGCUGGCGGCAAGAUUGGUGGCAGCAUCGGCGGCGGCGCUGAAGGUCACCUCGGAGGUGGUGCUGAAGGCGGUGCCGGUGCUGGAGCUGGUGCUGGUGCCGGCGGAAAGGUCGGCGCUGGUGCUGGUGGCAAGGUUGGCGGUGAAAUCGGUGGUGAGAUUGGCGGUAAGAUUGGAGGAGGUGCUGGUGGAAAGAUCGGUGGAGGAGCUGGUGCCGGUGCUGGAGCUGGCGCUGGCGGCAGCGCCGGUGGUCACCUUGAGGGUGAUAUCAAGGGUGGCGCUGGUGGUAAGAUUGGAGGUGGUGCCAAGGGCGGUAUUGGCGGCCACCUCGGCGGCGGUGUUGGAGGUAAGAUCGGAGCUGGCGCUGGUCUUGGUGCUGGCCUCGGUCUCGGCGGUCUCCUCGGUGGUGGUAUCGAGUGGAACGCCGGCGGUGGUGCUGACUGGCACACUGGUACCUCCUGCAGCAUUGGCAACGCUUGGAAGGAUCACAUCCUCUUCCAGGGCAUCUGCGCUCCCGAGACUUCGACUACUCCCGCUGUCAACCUCGGCCUCAACCUUCCCAGCUGCCAGAUCACUGGUGACAUCGGCUUCGCUUGUGGUGCUGACUUCCUCACUACUCCCAACGUUCGUGUUGGUCUCGGUGGCAUCUCUGCUUACAUCGAGAUCGAUCUCUCUGCUUCCGCUGCCGUCCACCAGUCCGUUGAACUCUUCGCUGCCCCCAAGCUUGGUAUUGCUAUUCCCGGUCUUGACGCUGAGCUGAAGGCUGCCAUUGAGGCUGCCAUCGCUAUCGAUCUCGUCGUCGGCUGUGGUAAGGCUAUCGAUCUCUCUGCUGGUGUCUACGUCAAGUUCCCCGAGUCUGCCUACGUCGACAUCUCUCUGCUCACCAAGGAGGUCAUCCACGCUUCUCUUGAGGGUCUCGUCACCAAGGCUCUCCCCGUUGGCGUCGGUGCCGAUGUCGAGCUUGGUGCUGGUAUUGAUCUUCAGCUUGGUCUCCGUCUUCGUUCUGAGCUCAGCAUUGGCGGCGGUCUCGAGAUCCCUGUUCUCGGUCUCGGUGGCAAGGCUGGUGCUGAUGUUGGCUUCGGUGCUGGUGUCUGGUUCUCUCUCUUCGACUACACUGCUACCAUUGGCGGCGGUGCCGGCGCCAGCGCUGGUAUUGAUGUCACUGGUGAGUUUGGCUGCAACCUUGGUCUCGCUAUCGACAAGAAGUUCGACUUCAGCGGUGGUCUCUUCGGUCUCAUCCCCAACCUCUCCGUCGGUCUCGCCAAGGGUAUCAAGUCUACCUUCUCCCAGAAGACCCGCGGUACUUGCGGCAGCUUCAUCGGUCACUUCAAGAAGGGUGGCUUCAUUGGCGGUCCUACCAUCUCUGCUUCCGGUGCUAUCACUGCUACUGGUGGCGCUUCUGCCGACAUCACCAUUCCCGCUGGCGUUACCCACUCUGUCGAGUUCUCUGGUUCCAUCGGUGUCCCUGAUGUUUCUGCCUCUGUCGACAUUCCUGGUGCUUCCGGUGACCUCACUGGCUCCGACUCUCUCCCCGUCGCUACCACUGGUGCUGAGAUCCCCUCCGACUCUGCCUCAUACGAGGCUCCCGCUGUUACUGCCUCUGGUGAUGUGACCGGCUCUGCCGAGCUCCCUGUUGCUACUGAUUCCGUUGAGGUUCCUGCUGGCUCUGCUUCUGGCGAUCUCACUGUCUCCGGUGCCAUCCCCACUGGCCCUGAGGGCGUUCCCGCUCACACCAUCCCUGCCGGCGGCGAUGUCACUGCCAUCUUCGGUACUCACACUGCUGGUGCCACUGUCACUGUCUCUGGUUCCGAGGGCUUCACUACUUACAUCUCUGGCUCAACUGGUUUCACUACCGUUGUAUCUGGCUCCGAGGGUUACACCACCGUUCUCUCCGGCUCUGAGGGUGACUUCACUACCGUUGUCUCCGGAUCUGCUGGCUUCACCACUGUCGUCUCUGGCUCUGAGGGUUUCACCACUGUCGUUUCCGGAUCCGAGGGCUACACUACUGUCGUUCCUGGCGACUCCCCUACCGCCACUGGUGGUUCCGACUACAACCUUCCCUCCGCUCCUGCUGGUGGCAACGCUGAUGCUACUUCUGCUGGCAACGUUCCCGCUGAGUCUGGCAGCCUCCCUGCCAGCACUGGAUCCCCCGACUCCGACAAGCCUGCUGUCACCACUGGCUCUGGAUCUGAUGCUGAGGAGACCUCUGCCCCUGUUGUCACUGCCGCUCCCGAUGCUUCUGGCAUGAUCACCAGCACCAUCCGCGAGACUCACGUCUACACCAUCACCUCUUGUGCUGCCUCUGUCAUCAACUGCCCUGCUUCUUACACUCAGAAGAUCGUCACCCAGACUGUCAUCGAGCGCACCACCGUCUGCCCUGCCACUGCCACUGCUGUCCCUGAGACUCCCGUCGAGGGCGGCAACGGUUCCAACCAAGGCGGUGACUCCAAGCCUGGUGAGGGUUCUGACAACGGUAACAACGGCUCUGCUCCCGCUCCUACCUCUCCUCCCGAUGCUGCUAAGACCACCAUCGACCUUGUCACCAUCACACAGGACGUCACCACCAUCGUUCCUUGCACCAAGUUCGUCACCAGCACCUUUGUUGCCCCUACCACUGUUCACGCCCCUGCUGCUCCCACUGUCACCAUCAUCCAGGGACACACUGGCCAGGCUCCUCAGGAGACUGGUACCCAGCAGCCCGGUGCCUUCACCACUCUUACCCGAGUCCCGGCCACAGCCACCGACUCUGGUGCCUCACCCACUGAGGGCUCUGAGCAGCCUGCCAACCCUCAGGCCCCUGGUAACGCUGGCCCUGGUGCCCAGCCUACCUACAACGUUCCCUCAAACGGAACCAUCCCUGGAGGCAAGCCCUCCCCCACUGACCAAGUUCCCGUUGUCGCUGGAGCUUCUCUCGUCAGUGCUGGAUCUAUGCUUCUCGCACUUCCUAUGGCUCUUGCCUUUGUCAUGUAAAUAGCUUAAUAACGAUAGCUCUUUGGCUCUCAACAGAUAGAACGUAAUUCAUUUGACUCCGAAAAGUUUCUUCUUACUAUUUGCGA